CUAAAUCCACAACAGUAAAAUCAGUCUGUAUAUGCAGUAAAACAUGCUUGUUAUACUCACUGUGGAACCUAAGGGGUUAAUCCUCUGCAUUGUGUAAAAAUGCUGUUUGAUUGUGACUUCUCUGGUCCUCCCCUUCUUCCAGUGCCCCCCUCUUAUCUCCUGAUAGAACAGAGGCUCAGGGGCAAGCUGCACAUGCUCAGUUUGGUGUAUAUUGCUGGAGUUUUUUUUUCUUUGGAAAGUGCAUGUGAUCAGCACAGAGCCAAUCUGCACUCUCCAGACAGAGAUCAGGGGUCCUGUAUCCUCCAAAGGAAAAUGAAAACUCCUCCUACCAGCUGGAACCAGUGCUCUGCUGGACACUGAUAGAAAAAAAAGGUAUUUAGCAGUUUUUACACUGCUCAAAAAACU
Molecule: messenger RNA, 405 nt
Organism: Staurois parvus
Lineage: Eukaryota; Metazoa; Chordata; Amphibia; Anura; Ranidae
Source: the annotation of a GenBank genome assembly